GGAAAUUUAUAAAAACCCAAGUGCAGUGGAGUAAUGGCCAUUUCUGUGAAAGCAACAGCAGCAACAACUGCAGUAAAAAAGAUUACCACUUCGAAAAGUGAAACCAAAGUGAUAUUUCAACAAAAAACGGCUGCGAAAAGUAUCAACACAGACACGAAUAUGAUGCCAAGAAUAUUCCGACGUUUAUUAGUACUAUUUUUGCUAAUGCACUUGCAACUCUCGCACGCGGCACCACCGCUCUCCCCCAACGACAUCGACUACAAUGACAGCAACAUUGCGAGCGGCAACGGUAGUCCUGGCAAUACCUUAGGUAAUCUCUUCCGCGGCAACAACAACUACCCAAUGGAUUACAACAUGAUGUUUACACAUGUGAAGGACUUCUUCAUGUAUCUGCCGGUGAUGAUGACCACGCUGAGAGAGUCCAUGGCCGGUUUUCCGAAAUUCGCCGAAGGCAUACGUAUAUUAACCUCGAAAAAUGGACGCCUAGAAGGUGCAGACUGUAAUUGUGAGAAAAAUAGCAAUGAAAUUGACAGUCGACAAUAUGGUUGAGAGGUUCAGCGGUUAGUGAUGAAAGCAUAAGGUGAGGAGCUUCGUUGGUCGAAAGCUCUGAUGGCUCUGAAAGCUCGCGAAAGCUCUUGAAAGCUCUUUUAAUGACUAGUAUAUUAUUUUUUAUACAAUUUAAUCGAAUCGAAUCACAUUUUUCUUUUAUAAGUGCUUGUAAUUAAUGUAGUUAAACGUGUAAAUAGUAAAAUCGGCAAAUAUUUUCUUGACCAAAGAACACUGUGUUUUUUGUAUAACCUUUCAUCCUAUUUAUCACUAGUAUUCAAUCAGUUCGCGUUUCGUGGCCACAAAACUUAUAGAAAUGAGUCGCCGAUAAAGUAGCGAUGUCGCCACGCUGAUAAGUGUUACACGACUCCUUGUUAAACGUGCUCAUGUUGACUCCUUUGCAACUGUGCAUUGCUACUCGUAGGUUUCACGGUUGUCAUCGAAAUUAUAGUCCGCACCCACGUUCACUCAUAAUAUGUAAGUCUUUUCCAAUAGCAUCAUGUCACACGGCGUCGAGAGGCUUUGUGGUCAAACUUCUUUUGGUUGUGUUGAAAUCUUCGCAUAUGGCACAGUGUUCUGACUCUUGCACGGCAAAAUCGAUUUUUUUCCUGCGUAUUGGACCUAAUAAUUUUUUGGGUAGUAGGCCUCCAAAUUCGAAAUAGUAGCCUCAGAAAUUCUUGAAAAAUUUAUUUGGUUACUCAGCUGUGGGUUGUAUAGUGGA
Messenger RNA from Zeugodacus cucurbitae (melon fly), 1267 nucleotides. RefSeq lists its product as uncharacterized. The transcript is spliced from 2 exons. Lineage: Eukaryota; Metazoa; Arthropoda; Insecta; Diptera; Tephritidae. Bases 34 to 549 code for a protein of 171 amino acids. The record is from RefSeq and is a predicted model, not a curated record.